ACUAAUUAAUUAUCUCUAUUUAGAAACGUGUAACAUUAUAAUAAAGCGUGGUUAUCCNAAAAGCUUAAACAGAUCCCGCCAAUAGCCCUUAAAAAUUCAAAAUACUCUUCACGCAUAUAUAAACCAAAGCCUUUCUCCUUCUUCAUCGUGGCGACUCCCAUUUUCUGAAAGCAAAACCAACCAAAGAAAGAAAAAGAACGCCGAAAUCAGAAAGAAAGAGUUCAAGAAAAUGGGUGAAGUUCNUACUCAGAAAGAACCCGUCACCGCAAAUUCUCCACAACCAUCUCCCGAACACAAAUGCUCCAGCAUAGCAAACUUACAACCGAUGCACGAUCACGCUGAUCCCACCACAGUGGUCGAGCCCACCGACCUCUUGUCCAUGAUGCAUCUCAACAACGGCUGCUGCCACCGUCAGCCUCCCUGCUNCGCGGUCAACAACCCCAUGAAGCGCCGGUCGCCGCCCUCGUGUUCUUUCUCCGGGGAGCCCUCCACCAAGAAGCUAUUUUGUGACCAGGAGGACCUCUCCCAUUACGGCUUCUCCGCCGUCCCCAUUCCGCUCAACCUCAAUUCUCUCGUCAACAAGCGCCGCUCUUUCCCCGUCCUCCGCCGCUGCGUUUCCGACCCUUACCGCCCUCCGGCUCCGGCGCCUCCCACUCCUGCGGAGAGAGGGUCCGGGCUGCCACCCCUGCCGCCGGGCCUCAGGAGGAGUGUCUCAGAUCUCUCCGCACCUUCGCCGAGUCUGAACUCCGAGGAAACCGCCGGUCCUGAUUCAGUGAAACUGAGAAGGAUGAAGGAGCGAUUGAAAGAGAUGAGGCAAUGGUGGGAUGAGGUUAUGAAGGAUGAUGAGGAAGAAAAUGUAAGGGAAGAUGAGAAAGUCCUUCCUCAGGAUGAUUUGGGAGCAGGAGAUUCUGAAGAAGCUGUUACUGUUGAGUGGGCUGAACAGUGCUUAAGCCUUGGAUUUAGGUGUCCAUGUGGGAAAGGCUACGACCUUCUCCUUUCAGAAAAUAAUUGCUACUACAAGUUGGCCUAACAACACUCUAUAUAAAAUGUUAUGUUCUACUUCCAAUAAAUGUAUUAUCUUCUGCUAUGUAACUCUCUGUUCAUAAGAUCUUAAA
Molecule: messenger RNA, 1115 nt
Organism: Vigna radiata var. radiata (mung bean)
Lineage: Eukaryota; Viridiplantae; Streptophyta; Magnoliopsida; Fabales; Fabaceae
Exons: 3
Coding region: 230-1030 (266 amino acids)
Source: RefSeq, a predicted model, not a curated record